Molecule: messenger RNA, 3835 nt
Organism: Helicoverpa zea (corn earworm)
Lineage: Eukaryota; Metazoa; Arthropoda; Insecta; Lepidoptera; Noctuidae
Exons: 5
Coding region: 348-3551 (1067 amino acids)
Biological process (GO): potassium ion transmembrane transport; stabilization of membrane potential
Cellular component (GO): membrane
Molecular function (GO): potassium ion leak channel activity
Source: RefSeq, a predicted model, not a curated record
ACGCCGCCCGGCCGGCUUGGCGCUCUUCCGCUCAGUUCUCCCGCGUCACAAAACGCACAGCGUGUAUUACGAAAACUGUGACAACAUACACCAUAAAGAAGUUCUAUAGAAAAAUCGUGAAUGUUGUUUAAAUGUCAUUGAGGACUCUACUUGCACUGUGAUACUUUGAGCAUGAACUGCAAUCUCUUAUUACAAAGUUUCGGGCGUUUGUUUACGUCCAACACUGUGGGGCGGCUAAAAUAGAUUCUUUUAUUAGAUAUCUGCUUUGACCCUGUUAUAAUAAAGAGUGUUGGUGUUGAUGAUGGGAUCGGUAACAAGAGUUGCCGUGUGAGUGAAAGGUGGUGGUGAUGAGUGAUAACGAAUCUCCAGAGAAAGAAAAAUUGACUUUAAUAAUCCCAUCAAUUAGAAGAGAAUCCGAUACGCAAACCGUUGGUCAACUAGUGUUAAAAUCGCCUGAAAUAAGACUAAACGAAACGGAAAUCAUGGACGAAGACAGGCAAAAUAUGUCAAUAAGGAAGAGGAGGAACUUAUCAAAGAAUAGAGGUCAAGCAGCAAGGCAAAGAGAAAAGACACCAGAACCUGGAAGAACCUUAAAGCCUCAUGAAGAUACCCCGACUUCCGACGAUGAAGAAAUCAAGCUACCACGCCCGAACUCAAGAGAGAUUGAAGCUGAUAGUACUUAUGAAGAAAUGAAACGUUUAGUACAAGAAAAAGCUAAUGUAAAAGAUCCUGUGUACGAUUUAGAUACGGAAGAAGUUCUCGAGCAAAGGGCAAUGGCUGCGCAAGAGCGUAGGCGUAGGAGUAUUUCUCCGUUUGCAAUACCAGAUAAAGAAGAACUUGCUAAUCUUUCUAAUCUUUUGGAACGUAAAGGAAGCUUUAUAGAUCCAACUAAUAAACUUUUAUCUACUAAUUACGCUCUGACCCCAAAAGACGUCGAUACUUCACGUCGUAGCUCAUUAACUAUUGAACCACCAAAAGAAGUCAAACAUACUCUCUCUACUCCUUCCCCUGCCAGCAGUUCUCCAAAAGAAAGCCAAUUUCCCUACCCUCCAUCCAAUGCCCCAAAAAAACUUGAAGAAGUCGUUUAUCCCGAUGAAAAGAAAACGGAACAGGGAACUAGGUUACUGAAAACACCUGUGAAAAACGAAGAAGUGUUUACGUUCGACGAUAAAGACACUAAGCCAAUUGCAAAAGCGACUACGCCUAAACCAGAAACGCCAGUCUCACCUGGUGAACUUGUAACAAAAGUAAUACAAAUAGAAAGGACACCUAGUAAGAAAAAUUUGGCAGAGAAGAAACCUAAUGUCGAAGUAAGAGAAAGGAUAGUAAGGACUCCGAGUAGGAGAUUGUCCACAGAUAUCAAACCCAUUAUUGCAAAACCACAACCACAACCGAAACCUAAAGAUGAAUCUCAAAGUAAAGCGCCACCCAUCAAACCGGCUCGCAGCAAAUCUGCUUCAAGAUUUGGGAACAAAACUAGUGAAAGUGAGAUGAGUGAAGAUCAACAUAAUGCCAAAAUAGAAGCGCCAAAACGUAGAGAAAAGCCCGUGCCACGUCGAUACACAAAGAACAAAGCAUCGCCUAAAGUGAAUCGAUCACAAUCGGUGCACCGCACUGAAGAUAUAAGAGUAGUAGAUAAGACUGGAACAGGUAUGAGUCAGACUAGUCGUGAGAUUAUUGAAUUGAUGCAAAAAGCUCGAGCAAGAAGCUUGUCUAUGCCUAAAGAUGAUCCUCGACUUCCACCUGACUACAAGAUGGCCGAUAGAACUUUGAAAACUCCCAAUAAAACUCCAGUUAACCUGAGGCAAUCUAGAUCACGAGGUGUCUCAUGUCCUAAAACGAUUCAAAUUAUUAGUGAAAAGGAAAUCUUAUCUGGUUUAAUCAAAAGUCAAAAGGCUGAUGUCGAUCAACGAAGCCGACAAAGCUCAGGUUAUAUUGACGCAAGUCAGUCUGAAUACACGUCCAGCUGUUAUUCUUCAUCUCCGAGUGAAAACGAGUUUGACUUUGAUUUAUCAGAGCGAACAGCGGAAUUAACACGAAAACUGAAUGUACUAAGCCAAGAAGUUGAUAGACGCGAGAUGAUGACAGGUAUAAUUUUAGGAGCAGAAGAUAGUAAUGUUCCUAGAGGUGCAAAAACGGAACAAAGGUCAGGGUUGAGAAAACGAUCAGUAGCCGAUGCAAAAACAGCUGCUAAGAAAGAAAAAGAGCCCACAUCUGAGAGAAAAGGAAAGAGGAAAUCACUUGAAGAAAAUAAUAAAAAAGUUGUCAGAUCGAGAUGGAAACUGAUUGCUAAUUGGCAGGAAUUUAAGCAAGAACAAAGAAUCCACUGUGAAAAAAUUAGGAACAUGCGAAACAAAUGUGUUUGUGACCUUCUAAUUCUGAUUAUAAUGUGUGGUCUAGGAGGAAUGAUGUUUAAGACUUUGGAGGGGUCAUUCGAGAAUGCGUAUAAGUGUAGUACGAGAAAUGUUAAGAGAGAUUUCAUAGAGAAUCUUUGGCGAGGGAGUCAUAAUCUGCGCGAAGAGGAUUGGAAAUCGAUGGCAAGGAAGAAGUUAUAUGAAUUUGAAGACCAGUUGCAUACUGCCCACGAAGCUGGUGUAACGUCGUACAGCGGUCAACGAUCUUGGAACUUUAUGAACUCUUUCGUCUACUGCUUGACGUUAGUCACAACUGUCGGUUAUGGUCACAUAGCUCCAAAGACAACGUACGGCCGAGUUGCGACGAUAGUGUACGCCACCAUCGGCAUCCCACUGUUCCUGAUCCUCUUGGCUGACUUCGGUAAACUGUUCACCAGAAUUAUCAAAUUCUUUUGGGCUUUCAUCAGAAGGUUCUACUACACAAGGAGUUGCAGGAAAGUUAGAAGAACCGCUCCAGUUCAGGAGGUAAUGAAGGGCCUGAAUAUUGUUUACGAUGUAGUCCGCCGACCAUCGCAGAUAUUCAACGAGGAAGAUAUUGAAGAGAGUCCUGAUGGUACCCAGCCGCCACCGCCAGUCGAGAGAAAACCUAGUGACGUACCACCACCUUUACCACCAAAACCCGGUACAUUAACAAGAGAAAUCGAUAUCGAGACGGACUUAGAAACUCCAGCACCAUCAGUCUUCGAAAUAGAUGAUGAGUUCAACUUACCGAUCUCCGUCGCCGUAUUCAUUCUGCUCGUGUACAUUAAUAUUGGAGCGUUCGUCUACAGUUUAUGGGAAAAGUGGAAUUUCUUUGAGUCGUUUUACUUCAUCUUCAUAUCAAUAUCUACUAUCGGGCUUGGUGAUUUAGUUCCUGACCACCCUAUGUUCAUGAUGGCAUCUAUAUUGUACUUAGUAUUUGGAUUUGCUCUGACAUCUAUGUUUAUUAACGUCGUUCAAGUGAAGCUUUCUAAUACGUUUAAGCAAGCGAGUGCAAAGCUUGGUGCUACUAUUGGUCUGAAGGUUGCUGAAGAGGAUGGCAGUCUUGUGCCCAUAACACCGCCUCCUACAGAAAUUGUGCCUGUACAUAAACCAAAAAUAGAAACAGAUGAAAGCAAAAGCAAAGAAGUUGACGAUAACGAUACUAAAAAUAGAUAAAUAAUAGUAUUUGCAGUAAAAUACGAUACAAUAAUGUUUUAAGUGAAGUCUGACGGUUGAAAAGUGUUCAAUCAAUCAAUGUUAAUGGUCUUUUUGGUUCUGAUUUUCCAUUCUCAAAUGGAGUUCGUGAUACAGUGAGCCAAUGGUACCUAUUACGUAAUAUUAUCAUUGUUGUAAGCUUGGAAAGGUGAUAAUUUGUUACUAAUUAUUUAAAUGUGAUUAAUUAAACCCUAUUUUAAUGUGUUUGUUGCUGUGUGGAUAAAUAAACGAUUUUUUACAUGUUA